Molecule: messenger RNA, 1816 nt
Organism: Aspergillus ochraceoroseus IBT 24754
Lineage: Eukaryota; Fungi; Ascomycota; Eurotiomycetes; Eurotiales; Aspergillaceae
Product: glycoside hydrolase family 16 protein
Exons: 2
Coding region: 328-1416 (362 amino acids)
Biological process (GO): fungal-type cell wall organization; carbohydrate metabolic process
Cellular component (GO): fungal-type cell wall
Molecular function (GO): glycosyltransferase activity; hydrolase activity, hydrolyzing O-glycosyl compounds
Source: RefSeq, a predicted model, not a curated record
GUUACAUGAUCCUUUCUAUCUUUUCUCCUCCUCCUCUUCUCUCUCUUUCUUCCUCUUCCUCUUCCUCUUCCUCUUCCUCUUCACCUCCCCCUCUCUCCUCUCCGUCGUUCUUUCUAUCCUCGAGUGGGCUUCUUCUGAUCCUCGUGCGCCGUGUUCGCACGUCCAUUCCUUUCUUCUCCUCCCCCCCUCCCCCCGAACUGUCACUGUCACUCCUUCCGGGCCUGUCAACUCCCACCAUUUAACCCAACUGAAGACCCCCUUUAUUGUCUUAUCGCGGCAGAAUCGCUCCCCCUCCAUCUCCCACCACGUAAAUAACCCUAUUCGGCCAUGUCAUUGCUCCGUCUGGUCGUCCUCUUAACGGCCACUGCCACUGCCGUCGUCGCUCAGACCUGGACCAGCUGUAAUCCCCUUAAUCACACCUGUCCCGCAAACCCGGCUCUCGGUACCAACCACACCUGGUACCUCAAUAGCACCCUCGAUGAAGUGAUCUGGAAUACCACUUCGGGGGACCUUGUCUACACCGAUGAUGGCGCCGAAUUCACCAUCGCUACCACCCUCCAAUCCCCCACCAUUCAAUCCAAGUUCUAUCUUUUCUUCGGCAUUGUCGAAACCCAUGUGAAGAUGGCCAAAGGCGCCGGCGUGGUGAGCAGUGUCGUCCUCCAGUCCGAUGAUUUGGACGAGAUCGAUUGGGAGUGGGUGGGCUACAACACGACCGAAAUUCAAACCAACUACUACGGCAAGGGGGUGACCGAAUACACCAAUGGCAAGUUCUACUACGUGGACAAUGCCGACACCGAAUUUCACAACUACACCACCUACUGGACCCAAGAUGUCCUCGAAUGGUGGGUGGACGGCAAACUGCUUCGGAGCCUGGCUUACGACGAAGCGAGCAAUGGCACUCGCUUCCCGCAAACUCCCUGUAAUAUCCGCAUCGGCAUCUGGCCUGCCGGAGACCCUCACAAUGCGAAGGGCACGAUUGAAUGGGCUGGAGGAGAAAUCGAUUACGAUGCCGGCCCAUACACCAUGACCGUCCAAAGCGUCCGGGCCCACGAUUUCCACACUGGAAAGGAGUAUGAAUAUGGGGACCAUUCCGGGUCCUGGGAGAGUAUCAAUGUGGUCUCAGGGAACUCCUCCGCCGUUACUGAGAUUAACAAACCGCCGCCAAAGUCAUUGGCCGAGAAGUGGGCCGAACUACCCACGGGAGCCAAAGUGGGAGUCUCUUGCGGUGCUGCUGCCGCCGGAAUAUUGCUCAUCGUCGGCUUUAUCCUUUUCUUCAUCAAUCAGCGCAAGAAGGGCCGUCUUGAACAUGCCCUAGAUGACGCCAAAUGGACCACCGAACGAACCGAGAUGAACAACUUCCAAACUGAUUGGAAACAAAGUGAAUGGAAUCACAAGGGCUACCAACCUGUCAACUAGCAGAAACCCUGCCUGCAUCCCAUUACCAAAAUAUGAUUCCUACACUCUACGAUGUAAUAAAAAAAAACAUUUUGUUCGCUCUUCCAAAGUCGGUCUCGUUCCCUCCAUCCGCAAGGGGGGCGCUCUCCUCCUCACCGUCAUCCCGCAUUACAUUUAUGCAGAGAAGCAAAUCAGCCUUGCGCGUCUUUGCUGGUCAAGGUUGCGCGCCACCUGAUUCUCAAGCUAAAAUGAUUUCGUUGAUCGCCGGCGCAGUUGAUUCCCUCGGAUUUAUGAUUCUCGUUUCCCCUAGCGUCGCAAUCUUCUUGCCUUGGUCUCCUUGGGCCAUUUUUAUAUUAUACCAUAUACUCUCUCCUGUUUUGUGGUUCACGACUGCAAUUUUUAUUCAUUGUUCUUUUUUUUU